AAAUAUGAAAUAUGCACAAUUUGGUCGUCUCCAGAAACAGUAAUGCUCACGCAACGAUGUCGUUUAGUAGCAGGCAUGGGAAGUAAGGUAUCCGUCGUGGUUUACCGUUUACGGCCGUUACGUAGAGUAGCUAUAUCUAUAAUUCACCGUCAAAUCUAAAUCGGAAGAAUUAGAAUCAAAGCAAGCCCUGAAUGGCGCCACCGCCGCCGAAGCCAAAAGGGGCCACUCAGGGGAUGAAUAAUGCAAGGAUUCACUUCUAUUCCAUUCUCCUCGCUCUCCAAUACGGAGCUCAACCUUUGAUCUCCAAACGCUUCAUCAGACGUGAAGUUAUUGUGACUUCAUCUGUUUUGUCAUGUGAGAUUGCGAAGGUUAUAUGUGCAGUGUUUUUCAUGGCAAGAGAUGGUAGUCUGAGGAGAGUGUAUAAAGAGUGGACAUUGGUUGGUGCAUUGACUGCAUCGGGACUUCCUGCAGCUAUAUAUGCAUUGCAAAAUAGUUUGCUGCAAAUUUCUUACAAGAAUCUUGAUUCGCUCACAUUCUCAAUGCUAAAUCAGACAAAAAUAUUUUUCACUGCAUUCUUUACAUAUUUCAUAUUGAGGCAAAAACAAUCCAUUCAACAAAUUGGGGCCUUGCUCUUGUUAAUUGUUGCGGCAGUUCUUUUAAGUGUUGGUGAAGGCUCUAGCAAAGGUUCUGCUAGUGGUAAUGCUGAUCAAAUUUUAUUCUAUGGAAUUAUUCCUGUAUUAGUUGCUUCAGUGCUCUCAGGACUGGCUUCUUCCUUGUGUCAGUGGGCUUCUCAGGUUAAGAAACACUCAUCAUACUUGAUGACUAUAGAGAUGUCUAUUGUUGGAAGUCUAUGUUUGCUUGCCAGUACUUUGAAAUCUCCAGAUGGGGAAGCUAUGAGACAAAAUGGGUUUUUCUAUGGUUGGACUCCUCUAACUUUGAUCCCAGUAAUGUUCAAUGCCUUUGGUGGAAUUCUUGUUGGUUUAGUUACAAGCCAUGCUGGUGGUGUUAGAAAGGGGUUUGUCAUUGUUUCAGCAUUACUAAUUACAGCAUUACUACAGUUUAUUUUCGAUGGAAAACCACCUUCAUUGUAUUGCCUUGUGGCUCUUCCACUAGUGGUCACUAGCAUUUCAAUAUACCAGAAAUAUCCCUACCAGGUUAAGAAGAAGGAGUCAUAAAAUCUGACCAUUAUAACAUGGGGACUUUAUACCAUUAGUUCCCCGUUGAAACUACUUUGUUUUUCAUCCAGAAUAUAUUAGCAUAUUGUAAAUGAUACAACAUAGAAGGCAAAAGCAUUAUUUUCAAUGUCUUCUCGAUCUCAGUAGAAUUAGGAUGUUAUACACAGAGCUCUUUUUUUUUUUUCUUUUUAAAAUUCUCGAAUCUUUAAAUGAUCAUUUAUUUGUCUCCUCUUCA
This is a messenger RNA of Cajanus cajan (pigeon pea), 1410 nucleotides long. RefSeq names its product Nucleotide-sugar transporter family protein. Gene Ontology annotation, molecular function: pyrimidine nucleotide-sugar transmembrane transporter activity. NCBI's taxonomy places the organism in Eukaryota, Viridiplantae, Streptophyta, Magnoliopsida, Fabales, Fabaceae. Gene Ontology annotation, cellular component: Golgi membrane. Gene Ontology annotation, biological process: pyrimidine nucleotide-sugar transmembrane transport. The record is from RefSeq and is a predicted model, not a curated record.